Messenger RNA from Vicugna pacos (alpaca), 5199 nucleotides. RefSeq names its product PHD finger protein 24 (gene PHF24). The record is from RefSeq and is a predicted model, not a curated record. NCBI's taxonomy places the organism in Eukaryota, Metazoa, Chordata, Mammalia, Artiodactyla, Camelidae. Gene Ontology annotation, molecular function: transcription corepressor activity. Gene Ontology annotation, cellular component: cytoplasm; nucleus.
UUCUUUAUGAUUAGUUGCUAGGUGCUUUAUGACUUGAUCUUUUUCUUGCCCUCUUCAGCACAAGUAGUUUGGUGUAAUGCACGCUCUAUCCCUCAGAACGGAUGGCCUCCUGACAAGCUGGCUAUUCGAACAGUCUGAGGGAUGAUGUUGCUGCAGCAAAAACUGAGUUACAUUUAAAGCACUUUACUACUGGGGAUGGAAGACGAAUAAUCUCAGAAAACAGCGCACAGAAAGAGGUGGGCCAGCCAGCUUAACUUUGUGAAGGCUCAUUUGGACCCUAACCUGUGGGCUACUGCGAAGAGCCAUGGGGGUGUUGAUGUCCAAGCGGCAGACAGUGGAGCAGGUGCAGAAGGUGAGCCUGGCUGUAUCUGCCUUCAAGGAUGGGCUGCGGGACAGGCCUUCCAUCCGACGCACAGGUGAGCUUCCAGGGUCUCGCCGUGGCACAGUAGAGGGCUCUGUCCAGGAGGUACAGGAGGAGAAAGAAGCAGAGACAAGUACCCCAGUACUCCAGGAAGAAAGCACUGUCAACCGCGCUGCCUGGGAGAGGCUCCGGGACGGGCGUGGAGUGGAGCCUGAGGAGUUUGACAGGACCAGUCGUUUCACACCCCCUGCCUUCAUCCGCCCCACCCGGAAGCUGGAUGACGACAAGCCUCCAGAUAUCUGCUUGGAGCCCAGAGAGCCUGUUGUCAAUGAUGAGAUGUGUGAUGUCUGUGAGGUCUGGACGGCCGAGAGCCUCUUCCCAUGCAGGAUCUGCACCAGGGUUUUCCACGAUGGCUGCCUGCGCCGCAUGGGCUACAUCCAGGGAGACAGUGCCGCGGAGGUGACCGAGACUGCCCACACGGAAACAGGCUGGAGCUGCCACUACUGUAACAACCUCAACUUGCUGCUAACUGAGGAGGAAAUGUACAGCCUCACAGAGACCUUUCAGCAGUGUAAAGUCAUCCCUGAUUGCUCCCUGACACUGGAGGACUUCCUGCGCUACCGCCACCAAGCAGCGAAGCGGGGGGACAGUGACAGGGCUCUCAGUGAGGAGCAGGAAGAGCAGGCAGCUCGUCAGUUUGCAGCCCUGGACCCUGAACACCGAGGACAUGUAGAGUGGCCUGACUUCUUGUCCCAUGAGUCCCUCCUACUUCUGCAGCAGUUGCGUCCCCAGAACUCUCUGUUGAGGCUUCUGACAGUCAAGGAGCGGGAGCGAGCCCGAGCCACCUUCCUGGCCCGGGGCAGCGGAAGCACCAUCAGUGAGGCAGAGUGCCACCGUGCCCAGCACUCUUGGUUCUGCAAACACCUCACAGAGGCUCCUUCCUGCAGUGUCAGCAUCAGCCAAGUGGGUCCCAUAGCAGACAGCAGCCCAGCCGGCAGCAGCAGCAAGAGUCAGGACAAGGCCCUGCUGCCCUCAGAGCCUGAGUCCAGAUCUGUGGACUGGCCUACUUUCCUACAGGAGAAUGUCAUCUACAUCUUGGCUGCUCGCCCCAACAGUGCAGCCAUUCACCUGAAACCCCCAGGAUAGCAUGGAGCAGAGAAGCUCAGUUCGGUGACAGUGGCGUUCUCUUCCUCCUUUCCUUCCCCCUUUCCCCGACCAACCUCUGGUACUGAGACUUACGGGGAUGGAGCACUGUCCACAUGUCAAUUUGUCACUAAGCUUUAUGGCGCUGAAAUCACCAUUCCCCUUCACAACAGAGGCAGUAAAUGCAUUGCCACAGGGAGAAGCCCUAGGAGCUGUGGCAACAUCCACUUCGGACCACGCCCUGACUCCACACCGUAGACUAGACCUACCACCGCACACAGCCACACACACAUGCACGCCUAGCUGCCCAGGCCUUCAGAGACUUGGUUCUUUUUGGUUGAAAAAGGACCAAAGUUCUUUUGUGAAACCCCUGGUAUAGAUGAGGGGGUCUCUACUCAGCCCUUCUAUUAGCCAGUCCUAAUUUCCAAUAGAUCAGUCUCUGGCCAAGUGGUUCUUAAUAAGGGGGCAUAUCAGACUCACAUGCUCUCAUAGAGAUGCUGACAGGCUCCCUCUUCCCACACUAAAAAUCCCUUCCUGUGAGCCACUGUACUGGUAGAUGUAUGCUAUGUCCCUUGAUGUGUUGGGGUGGGGAAAUGGUUGAAAACCACCACUGCACAUCAGCCCAUUGUUUAUUUAAAUUCCAAUUCCUGGUGACAGAGAAGACAACUAAUAUGUGGAGUCCAAGUUAGAAAAGGUGGAGGCAGCCCCUCCCAGGGAUCCAGAAUUCUAGAAACAUCUCAGCCAGGUCAUUCAAGUCUAAAAGUCUUUAUUUAGCAAAAGAGUCAAACUAAGGUGAGCCAUCCUGGCCCAUUUUUAAGAUGGGCGCUCAUGGCCCAGAACCCAAGGAGAACAUGUAUGAUGGCAGGAGUCGCAGCCCUCUGGGUUAGGUGCUUCACCCAGGUCAGCUACCACAGAGACCCAAAGCCUGAGCUCCAAUGAGAACAAGGUCUGGAUGGAAGAGGAGAGGAGAAGGCUCAUGCUUUUCCAUCCUUCCAGCUCAACUCAAUUGUAGACCUAGAAAAGUGUGCUGUGGUAUGGAGUGCAGAGCCAGCCUCUUCCAUAGCCCAAGAAAGAGCAACUCCACAGAAGCCCUAAGCAGGGACUCCUUUCAGCCACCUGACAAUGAGGAUAAGAGACUGGAGCUAAGAAGAGGAUUUGCAUCUCAACUCUUUUGAGCAGAAAAAGUCCCAGAAAAGCCUCACAGAAGGCGGAGGUGUUCCCUUCUCCCUGUUACUGAGAUAGAGCCUGAGCUGCUGCUUCCCCAACUGCUUACUGCAUAUCCCACCCCACCAGCCUAGGGCCUGGGCCUGGCAUGGAAAGACUUCUGGGGCAAGAAGAGGCUGCCACAAAGUCACCAAGUCUGGUCUCCAAGCCCCCGCUGUCCUUCCUAAGUUCUCAUCAAGUUCUCUAGUAAGUGCAUGUUGUGGGUCAGCACUGGCCCUGAGGUCCAAGUUUCUGACUUAGGUUUAGCCUAAGGUCUGACUACCAAGAGCUAUUCAAUAAGAGACUGGGUCAGUCAUACAGAAGCUAACACAUUGCAUUGCUCAAGGCAUUUCUACAGAAGCAGCGUACAGCUCAGUGUUGCUCAGAGAAAAGGGGAGAGCUAUAACCAGGGGCAUGGAAAGAGCACUAUAUGGUCUCCUCCUGUAAAGACUGCCUCACCUAGAAGCCGAGUGAGACGCUUCUGGGGUUGGAUGAUUUAGGACUGAAAUGAAGUAGACAGAAGAUGAAUAUACAUUCAUGUGUAUGGCUCUGAACAUUUCAAAACCCACAGCUCUUUGUAAAUGCUCCUUAGCCAUACUCCCACGACUAAUCAGUAGGAGAGGGCCAUUAAUCAGUCUAGCCAAAAAGAAAGAAAGCACAUGACUCUUGGGCCCAAGGACUGCAUCUGAAGCAGCCAGGCCUGGGGUUUGCACUGAGAAGAUUAAAGCACAUUAAGCACGGGGGCUGUUGCUUACUCUACUGGCAGAUCACCUUCUGUGCCAAUGGCCUUGGGCUGCUUGAUCUCACGGACAGGGCAUUUUGAGUAGAAACAAGCUCUGGGCUUUGAGAGCUAAAUAGAUUUAUUUCUCCUGCUUCGUCAUCAGUCACAAGGACUGGAUGUCCAUCUUCUUGUUCCCUGAUUCUUCACAGACCAAGGUGAUGCCUACCUCUCUGGAGCUGCAGCUUCUAGCUUUCUUUGGGUGAGUGGUAAAGACUGGGCCAGAUCGGGCCAGCUGUAUCCCAGGGCCUGGCAAAGCAGGCCUCAGAGCUCUUCCACAACAGGAUCAGGCCCAUUUGGGAUCACUCCUCUCCCUCUAGUCCAGGACGGCAAGUUCCCUGAUGAGGGUGUGCUGCAAAGGGUACAGGGUACAUGGCCCCCAGCAAAGGAUAGAAUUCCCAGUCCAUAAGAGUCCUAGGAAGCAGAGAAGCAUGGAAAAGCAACCAGCGUCUUCUCUAUGGGCAUCUAGAUUUUUACCAAAGGAGAGGAUCCAUUACUACCCCAGUCCAGAGUUGCAGAAGGUCCACCCAGCCCCUUUCUGGGAUCUCCCUUUGCAGUGUCCUAAUCCAUGGAGCCCCUCUGCAGUACAUAUGGAGACAUUCAAACUUUUAUAAACCUAGUAAAGCCCAUUCCCUUUCCUUGUCAAGCCCUUUCAUCACUGUGACUGUCUGAAAUUCUGCCAAUAAUGGAAAUCAGUGUCUGACUCUAAUAAGGGUAUGAGGAAAAUAUUUUGAUCUUUUCAUCUUGGCUGCCCAGAAUUGCAGAGAUAGUUCUCUUCCCAAGCUCCACCCACCCCACCCCCUAACCAAGGGAAGCUGAGGUUACAUAAAUGCUUCUCUGAAGGCUACUUGCCCUAAGUCUGUAUUUCACCCAGCAGUCCUCUUCUCCAUGCUUAGAGUUAAAAGACAGGGACAUCUGGAUUACAUAGUGGAGUCACAGAGACAGUCAGCUGAGGCAAUAGCUGUGGCCAGAUAGGCUCCUCAGGCCUGCUCCAUGGCUUCCUCCCCUGAAACCAGUCUUCCAGCAGAUGCAGGCACUGCGCUUUUGAGCAAUGGUCCACUUUGAUCCCAGGGAUGGAGCCAUCCUCUUGCUCCUAGGUACUGACCCCUCAAAGUGGUCUUCCUUUGAAGACAACCACGGCUGAAGCCAUAAGCACAUUGCCUCUUUCUGUCCUCAGCCUAAACAACUGGGGCUGCAGGGCAGACACUGGCCUUUCUGGCCCUGGUGCUCCCUAUGGGAUGUCACCCUGGCCUUGUUUGGUCAAAUCUGGGGUUCCCACAUUCUUGUCAACAAUAUGGGAAGAACAGAAUCAAACUGCCUGGGAAGAGGGUACCUCACUGCAGGUUGGAUUCAGGAUUGGGCCUAGGCUUAUAAGCCUCAACCUCAACUAUUGCAGGUCUCAUUACUUAGUAAGAAUGGUGCCAAGACGCUCUAAACACAAGAAGGAAGCUCAGCAGAAGCUGUCUGGUAGGCCCUCAGGCCAGCCAUAACCAGCCCAGAGUCAAGAGUAACCUCCAGGCACGACUGGCAGGCUCUAAUGAUCCUGCAGGCAUGUCCCCUUCAAACAAGCUGAGUAAAGGCAAAUACACACUUGGCAUUUAAAAGGCAGAACAAAACUGAUGCCAUAGUUUCAGGACAUCCAGGCACCUACAGUCAUAACCCCUUUUAACCACUCUAUUUACAGUGGAAUAAAAUUGCUACUUUCUUCACGUCA